This is a messenger RNA of Ceratitis capitata (Mediterranean fruit fly), 3200 nucleotides long. It is a transcript of the gene su(Hw), whose product is annotated as protein suppressor of hairy wing. Gene Ontology annotation, cellular component: nucleus. The transcript has 11 exons. Bases 628 to 3033 code for a protein of 801 amino acids. The record is from RefSeq and is a predicted model, not a curated record. Lineage: Eukaryota; Metazoa; Arthropoda; Insecta; Diptera; Tephritidae.
AAUAUAAUUAUUAAAAUUUUAAAGAAAAUAAGAAGUGAUGAUCUAAAAAUCAACUAUCCAUAUUACUAAAUUGUAUAGGCAUCGAAAAAUAUUAUUGAGAAAUAAGAUGGAGUACAGUGAAAUGUGACUGUGAAAUAUCAACAACGCACUGGGGGACGAAUGCCAUGGAAUUUCUCCUGUUAUCAAAACACGUACACGACUGAAUUAAGUCUUCAUUUUAUUUGCGUGCAAAGUUGUGCCUAUAUUCUUAGAUUUCAGUAAUCACAAAAAUAGUGCUCACUUUCUCAAAGCCAAUGGAUUAUACGAAUGUGUAUAUUCAUAUGUAUAUGAUUGUGUAUAGGGACUUGUUGCAUUCGUUCUGGUUCUGAUGUUGGAAAAUAUGUGUGUAUGUGUUCAAUUCAUUUUCCUACCGAAGUGCACAUAUCUUUUGCGCCUCAAGAUCGGUUUGCUUCCAAUUUAAUUUCUUUGCAAGUGUAUCGCAACUUAGCUUGCUGCUUCUAGGCGUUGCUGACGUUUACAUUUUUUAAACUUUUAGUGUUUGGAAGCCAUACUAGUUCUAUUCAAUAGAAAAUUGAUCCUUAAGAAGAAAGCAAAUAAAUAAAUGCAUAAGAAGAAAGCAAAUUAAACAUGGGAGAUACAAACAAAAAAAGCAGCCCGAAGGCUAUAGAACUAGGUUAUCAUCAAAGCAGCCCAAGUAACGCUGUAAAAAUUUUAAAUGAACGGGCUUCAAAGCGAACGAAGCAAAAUAGUCCAGAUAUCAGCACACCAUUAAAACAUGUCAAGCUCUCCAUAGGCAAAACCAAAACUCCACCUGAAAAUAAUGAAGACAUGGAUCAUUAUGUUUUGAAAACAAUAAAAGACGAAGGUAACUCAGAUGGCGGAGAAACCAUAGCUUUUGUAUUAUCCGACAAGAAUGAAAAGCCAAAAGAGAUUGCUAAUGCUGCAAGUGAAGUUGCCGAAGAGCUGCAGAUAAGCGACGAUGAGGAGGAUGACGAUGAUAAUGAUGGCAAAAAUGAUAUGGUUGAGCAUGUGUGCGGAAAAUGCUAUAAAACUUUUAGACGUUUUAGUGGACUUAAGAACCAUAUGGAAUUUUGUCGCUUUGACAGUGGAUAUCAUUUACGCAAAAAUGAAAUGUUAAAAAACUUGGAAAAAAUCGAAAAAGAUGCUAUUACUAUGGAAAACAAAGAUAUUUGCUUUUGUUGUGGAGAAAGCUAUGACACAUUCCAUUUGGGACAUAUAAAUUGCCCAGAUUGUCCAAAAUCCUUCAAAUCGCAAAUGAGUUACGAACGUCACAUAUUUAUUACACAUUCUGAAUUCGACACUUAUCCUUGCUCCAUUUGUAAUGCAAAGCUGCGCAGUGAAAAUUUGCUUAAACUACACGAAGAGCAACAUAAAAAUCGAGGCAAGCCCUUUGCUUGUAAAAUAUGUGGCAAAGACUUUACACGUGCCUAUCACCUUAAACGACAUCAAAAGUAUUCAUCCUGUUCGGCAACAGGUAGUGAUUCUAUGAAAUGUAAGGUGUGCGAUAAGGCUUUCUUCCGUUUGGACAAUUUACGUGCACAUCUUAGACAGCACCUGGGUACACAUGUAACUAAGAAACCCGAAUAUAGAUGUCCACAGUGUAAAAAUUGUUUCUACAGUUUAUCUACUUUAAACAUUCACACUCGAACACAUACGGGGGAGCGUCCUUUCGAUUGUGAUUUGUGUGAAAAGAAAUUUCCUUCUUUAAUUGCGUUGAAAAAACAUCGACGCUAUCACACUGGAGAGAAGCCUUAUACUUGUUCUGUGUGCAAUCAAUCGUUUGCAGUUAAAGAAGUGUUAAACCGUCAUAUGAAGCGGCACACAGGAGAGCGACCGCAUACAUGCCCGGAGUGUAAGAAAAGCUUUAUUCAAGCAUCUCAAUUACGUAAUCAUGCUCGUACGCAUAUUUUGCCUUUUGAAUGUUCAGAAUGCGAUCAAAAGUUCAAAACACAGAAACAAUUGGAAAAGCAUGGAAAGGUACAUUUAAAAAAAUGUUUAGAUUGCAAUAGUACUUUUCGCGAUCAAGCAGAAUUGGAAGAACAUAUGGCAAAAUCCGCUCAUAAAAAUACCUGCAAAACGGCUAGGAAAACAGCAACACGUAAAUCUACAAAACGCAAGCGCACGGAUUGUGCUGUAUGCGACCAAAAGUUUGGCACUGUUAAGGAAUUACAAUUUCAUAUUCUUAAAGUUCACGAAACGGACCCUGAAGAUUUUGUUAAUGAAAAACCAAAAGACACUAAAACUGUUAAACCUGUAAAAGCCGAUGUUUACAAAAUAGCAGAGGAGACAUCAAAUGAAAUUCAAAUUCUAAGUGAAACUGAAGGUAAUGCCGCCAUUAUGGCUGCAGGCAGUGUGAACAGCAAAGAAAUUUAUAAUAACAAUGAGGGCAAUAAUGGUGGUUUAGUUGUGAAAGAAUUCAUAGUCAAUAAUGUACCUGCCACUAAUGAAGGGGAUAUUGUUUUGCAUGAUGAAGCAUACACUGUUAUACCGUUGGACGGUGAUGGGCCAAUUGAAACUGUUACUGCUGUGACUGUGGGCUCCAUUGACAUAACUACCGAGGUUAAAAAAGAGCGACGCAAAUCAUUGGCUGAAUCACUGGCUGUGGCUAUUGGAAACGACAGUGUGACUUUGAAAGAGCCGAUUCAGUUGAAUGAAGAAGAUAUUAAAUUAAAGGAGAAUGUUGGAAAACUACUGGAUAUGUUGGUCGACAAUAAGACAUUAAAGAAAUUCGGCUGGCCAACCAACUCCGAAGAGAAUGUUUUAUGUCGUGUUAUUGAAAAUUGUGGAUAUAACUUAACAAAAGAUGCUGAGCUAUAUCGUGAUUGCGAUUAUGCAACGCGAAUGCGUGAAUAUGUAAAGUUGCUAUUUACCGUAGUAAUUCAUAAUGAUUCUAUUAAAGAAUUGUUAAAUAAUUAUCCCAUUGAUGAAGUAGUUGAAUAUGUUUUGGGUAAUGAUGAUGACGAAGAUGAUGAUGGCGAUAAUGACGAUGAUGGGGAAAAUAGAAAUUUUUGAAAUAAUUUUAUUACACAUAAAUGCCUUGGUUAUUUUGAUCUAAAAAUAAGAUUUCUAAAAGAACAUAUGGAGUUGAAGUUGCCUUCUCACGUCUUAGCUUUUUGAAAUGAAAUUUGAUGUUACUAUGUACAGAUUUAUAUACAUAUACAUGAAUUACUAUUAUUGAA